GUUGGCGCUGUACGAAGUGACGAUGGCGUCAACAGACCAGUCCCUCCUGGACCUGACAGAUAAAGAAACCCGGGAGAAACUGUCAUUUUGGGACCGCCGCACCGACGCCAUGGCUCCCCUCACCGAGAAACAAAUGGACGCUGUCCUGGAGAUCCGAGCCGCAGCGGAGACGCUCUCGGUCCCGUCAGAGUUGCCCAUUGAGGACCUGUGCAGCCUUUCGUCGCGGACCUUGCAGUCUCCCUUCUUGGCGACUGUGCCCGCGUCAACAGAGGACGUCCUGCUCAAGGGUUUCCAGAUGCUCGAUAUGGGGAAUGACCGGAUAGAAACUGCACAACAGUUUUUCGCCUGGUUUGCCAAGUUGCAGGCAAACAUGGACCAGGACGAUAACUCAAAAUACAGAAAAACCAGAGAUGAUCUAAACUGCUACCAGGAACAAUGUGACGCUAUCUUGAAAGAUGUUUGCGCCGCUCUGGAGCACUUGGACUCCCUCCAGAAACAGUAUCUGUUUGUCUCCAAUAAGACUGGCACCUUACACGAGGCCUGCGAGCAGCUCCUAAAAGAGCAGUCGGAGCUUGUUGACCUGGCAGAGAGCAUACAGCAGAAACUGUCAUAUUUUAAUGAGUUAGAAAACAUAAACACGAAACUGAACUCGCCAACCCUGUCUGUAAAUAGUGACAGCUUUAUUCCAAUGCUGUCCAAAUUGGAUGACUGCAUUGAAUAUGUUUCUUCACAUCCCAAUUUCAAGGACUAUCCAGUUUAUUUGGCCAAGUUCAAACAAUGUCUUUCUAAAGCCAGGCACUUCAUGAAGAUCCACAUUGUGAACACAUUGCAGCAUCUCACCAGCCAGUUAACAAAAAGGGAUCCAAUGGGCUUGACUAAUGCAGACAAUGCCUUUACACUGUACUAUGUGAAGUAUAGAGCAGCUGCACCGAAAGUCAGAUCACUGAUUGAACAGAUAGAACAGCGAGCAGAGAAGAUUCCUGAAUACCAUCAGCUGCUAGAUGAAGUCCAUCAGUGCUACCUUGACCAGAGAGAGCUGCUCCUCAGUCCCAGCAUUACAUCCACCAUUACUGACCUGACCAACCAGAACAUCAAAGACCACUGUGCUCUGGUUCGCAGUGGCUGUGCUUUCAUGGUUCACGUCUGCCAGGAUGAACACCAACUGUACUAUGAGUUCUUCUCAAAGCCCACACCUAAACUAGAUGAGCUGCUAGAGAAGUUAUGUUUGUCCCUCUAUGAUGUCCUCCGGCCUCUAAUCAUCCACAUCGUCCACCUGGAAACCCUGUCUGAGCUCUGCAGUAUCCUCAAGAAUGAGAUGCUGGAAGACCAUGUUCAUAACAAUGCUACUCAGUUGGGGGCCUUUGAUGCCGUAGUGAAGCAGAUGCUCGAGGAUGUCCAGGAGAGGCUGGUCUACAGGACUCACAUUUACAUACAGACUGAUAUCACAGGCUACAACCCAGCUCCAGGGGAUCUGGCCUACCCUGAGAAACUAGAGAUGAUGGAGAGAAUUGCUCAGAGCUUGAAGGAGGAGCAGAUGAAGCAGAUGUCCCAAGAGUCCAUGUUUUCUGAUGUUCAGCUUGAGGAUCCUGAUGGGAGAAGAAACAGUGUUGCUGGCAGUGUAGAAGCAUCCCGCCUUCAGCCAUCUAUCUCUCCUGCUGAUCUGCACGGCAUGUGGUACCCGACUGUCAGACGAACGCUGGUUUGUCUGUCCAAGCUCUACAGAUGUAUAGAUAGAGCAGUCUUCCAGGGUUUAUCUCAAGAAGCCUUAUCUGCCUGCAUCCAGUCCUUGCUUAAAGCUUCAGAUAUCAUCCUUAAAAACAAGACGCAAAUAGAUGGGCAACUUUUCCUGAUCAAGCACCUGCUGAUAGUGCGGGAACAGAUUGCCCCAUUUCACACCGAUUUUGCCAUCAAGGAAAUCUCACUGGAUCUGAAGAAAAUGCGAGAUGCUGCCUUCAAAAUCCUCAACCCUAAGGCUGUUCCCAAAUUCUUCCGUCUUAACAGUCACAACGCCAUCCUUGAAUUCCUGUUGGAGGGAACACCGGAGAUAAAGGAGCACUACAUUGACUCUAAGAAAGACGUGGACCGGCACCUGAAGUUCAGUUGUGAGCAGUUCAUUCAGCAACAGACUCGGAUCUUUGUGGGGAACCUUGAGGAGUUUCUCACCAAGGUCGCAGCUCUUAAAACGAUGGCUAUCCAAGGGGGUCCCACGUACAGUCUGUCUCAGCAACCUUGGGCACAGCCAGCAAAGAUCAACGAUAUAGUGAUGACUACCUACCGUGUGAUGAAGAGCAAGCUGCCAGGCACUUUGCAGAGCAUGUCCUUGUACCUGGCCAAUAGAGACACAGAGUUCAUCCUUUUCAAGCCUGUCCGGAAUAACAUCCAGCAGGUAUUCCAAAGACUGCAUUCCUCGCUUCAGGAGGAAUACAGCGGAGAAGACCUUCAAAUCAUUGCAUGUCCAUCGAUGGAGCAGAUUAACCUACUGCUGUCUGUGAAUAAGUAAUGUCCAAGUUUGGUGUGGCAAUGCUGGUGAAACACCCUUUGGAUAGCAAUGGGAUAUUGCAACGCCGACCGUGACCAGGAGCUGUGAGGCUGAGUAUGCAAGAUGGCCAGAGAAGCUCCACCUGAGCUGACCGGGAGUGCUGAAUUAACGGCGCAAGACCAAAGAUUCUCAGAGGCUCAAGUAGCUGCAAGUGUGUUGAGGGUUCAGGUAUUCAUCUGGAAGUCCAUAACGAUGAUGACUUUGUUAGACUGAAGGUGGGUUUGUUGUGGUGGAUUUCUGAUCACAGUUGCACACUAUGGGCGGGGAUCGGGGGAAGGAUUAAUAGUGCGAAGACAAGGACCCUCUGGGUGUGCAAAUAGAGGCACUGAAGGGUCUUUUAUCAGCCCGGUGGCUAUUGGCCUAUUGUUUGGAAGGAUAAGAAAAAAUAUGCUGCAAAAUAGUUAAUUCCUCCAUUAAAAAAAAUGUAAGAGCAAUUUGUUCCAUUCAGUAGCACUAUGGUGGCCUGCUGUGCUGCAGGACUCUCAGGUCUGACAGGUGUUCCCUUCUGAUCAUAGCAACAUCCACUCAGUUGUUCUUUACUUGUCCUAUGUGUUCUUAAAGAUUCUUCUUUUGAAUGUUUUUGUUAUUCUGUUGCAAAUAUGUACAAAAUACGAUGACGCGAUUUAUACUUUAUCCUUUUAUAUAUAUAUAGGUUGAUUGCAACUAAUAUGCUUUUACUCCAUUGGCAGUUUUGCACUGUGUGAUUUAUGGCUAUGUUUCCUCAUGGUUUUUCUCAGAGUAAAAAAAAAAAAAAAAUCAAACAACCAGGACACUGGCAAUGUGACAUUUGCUUUUGUUUGCCCCAUGUCCAAUUAUGUGUACAGGUGUACUAUUUAUGAACACACUGAUUAAAAAAAAAAAAAACCAAAAGGUUAAGGAUCUUCUUUGAAUUUAUU
This is a messenger RNA of Cyclopterus lumpus (lumpfish), 3435 nucleotides long. RefSeq names its product component of oligomeric golgi complex 3 (gene cog3). The record is from RefSeq and is a predicted model, not a curated record. The transcript has 23 exons. Bases 23 to 2500 code for a protein of 825 amino acids. Gene Ontology annotation, cellular component: COG complex; membrane; cis-Golgi network. Gene Ontology annotation, biological process: intracellular protein transport; Golgi organization; intra-Golgi vesicle-mediated transport. NCBI's taxonomy places the organism in Eukaryota, Metazoa, Chordata, Actinopteri, Perciformes, Cyclopteridae.